This is a messenger RNA of Drosophila kikkawai, 1724 nucleotides long. RefSeq names its product defective proboscis extension response 5 (gene dpr5). Gene Ontology annotation, biological process: synapse organization. Lineage: Eukaryota; Metazoa; Arthropoda; Insecta; Diptera; Drosophilidae. Gene Ontology annotation, cellular component: neuron projection membrane. The record is from RefSeq and is a predicted model, not a curated record.
GCCACACACACGCGACGAGCGCGUUGCCCAAAGACCGGAAACGACGAAACGUGAUACGUGACCGAGGCAAACCGUGACUUCCCGUGACUUGUCGUGUAUCGUGACUCGGGUGAGACUGCUCGGCUGGCUUUCGUGCCCUUUAUAUCUGGCGUCUCAAUCGGAAUUGGUAUUGGAAUCGCGUCAUUGGAGUGACUGAUUUCGCAUUACGUUUGGUGAUUGUGCGAACGGUUUCUCGCGUUUGACCAUGACUGUUGCCUUACGUCGUCGAACGUAAGGGCAGUUACGUAAGCCAUACCGAUAAAGGGACCGAAACGCAAGGCGCUCGAAUGCGUUACGUUGCGCAUGAGAUGGCGGCACGCAGUUCGCGCUACAUUUACUCCGACCACAGCCACCGAAUCUAGUUCGCUGCCAGGGAAAAGUUAUAUGUAAUUCGAGAGCCACACAAAUUGCGCAUGAAAUGUUGGUGGAAUACUUUAUGGCGCUGCUCGUGAUCAUGGGAUUAACCGCAACAGUCGACAAGCACAGCCGCCGGCCCAGCAGCAGCAGGCAAUACUUCGGUCACCUGGCCGCCGCCGAGGAACUGUCCAACCUGAUACCCGACAACUACGAAGGUCCCGAUCCCAUCUUCGAUAACUCCACAGAUCGGGAAAUCAUUGCCGCUCUGGGCACCACCGCCCGACUGCACUGCCGCGUCCGGCAUCUGGGUGACCGAGCAGUGUCCUGGAUCCGGCAACGUGACCUCCACAUUCUCACCAUCGGCAUCAUGACCUACACCAAUGACCAGCGAUUCUUGGCGCGCCACAUUGACAACUCCGACGAGUGGGUGCUCAAGGUCGUGUCGGUGCAGCCCAGGGAUGCGGGCAUCUAUGAAUGCCAGGUGUCCACAGAGCCCAAGAUCAGCCUGGCCUACAAGCUGGUGGUUGUGACAUCCAAGGCCCAGAUCCUCGCCAACCGCGAGCUGUUCAUCCAAAAAGGCAGCGACAUCAAUCUGACGUGCAUCGCCCCGCAGGCGCCCGGCCCCUACACGCACAUGCUCUGGCACAAGGACACGGAGCUGGUGAGCGACUCGGCGCGGGGCGGCAUCCGGGUGGUGUCCGAGCAGCAGAUGAAGACCAGCAACCUGGUGAUAUCGCGCGUGCUGAACACGGACUCAGGCAACUACACCUGCUCCGCGGAGAACUCGAAUUCUGACAGCGUCUUUGUGCAUAUCAUUAAGAGUGAGCAGCACGCGGCCAUGCAGCACGAGCUGGGAGCGAGGCUGGAGCUGCCACCACUGCCAUUGCUGCUCCUGGCGGCCCUUCUGGUCGUGCUCGCCUCCCCAGUAACCCCAUCUCCGCCAGCAGCUCUUGCAGCAGCGCCCCUUUAAGCCGGGCCAAAGUCGAGCGGCAACUUAUGUUCGAUGUCUGGAGCCCGGGAGCCGGGACACGCCCACUAGGAGAUGGGAUGACUGGCUGACUGGAAAGGAUGGUGGCUGGAGGCUGGAGGCUAACGACGUCGAUGUCGCGUUGUCUUGUAAAUAUGUAAAUCGAGUUUUUGUUUAUGUUUGUGUUUGUGUGGCUCAGUCUCUAAGUAUUUUUAUACGUAAUUAAGUAAAUAGGUCGAGAGUGCAUACGUCUAGCAAAUAUGUAUAUGCUCAUAUGCUAAGUACAUACACAUAAGUAGCAUAUACAUGGCCGAUCGCAUACCUAGAGAUACCAGAAGCGAGCAAUCGAAUCGAAUCGAAU